AUGUCGUCAAUUUUCUUCGAUAACCACCUUCCCCUCAGCGACGCCUCGUCUGUUCGCUGCAUCGCUUGGAGUUGGGGCGAGGACUCGCCGCUGCUGGCAGUCGCUGAAGGCAGCAAUCUCCGAAUAUUUCGUGAAGAAGGCGAAGAGCUUCAAGACUUUUGCCAAACAAGACCAGUGCAGUGUACAGCCCUUGCCUGGCACCCUCAUUCCAAGGUGCUUGCUGCAGGCUGGGAGGAUGGCGCGGUGACAUUUAGCGGCCCUGCCUGCAGCAGCGCACGAGAUGAUCGGGAGGUCCACAGAGACUCAAGGAUCAUGAGCAUCGUUUUCAAUCCGCACGGGAGCAGAUGCGUGACCACUGACAACAAUGGCGUUGUCGGAGUCUGGAAGACCGACAUGCGAGGUUUGUGCAAUCAGAUGUGCCACUACAGGAAGACCGGCGCGCAUGAUAAAGUGAUCUUCCGAACCAUGACGCCAUCAGGCGAGCCGAACCUGGACAACCCGCCCUUCUUCUUCGGCGGAGAACAAGGCAUCAUCUAUCUGGCCGAUGACUUCGGUCUCUGCUCCGAACGCUACAAGAUCGGUUCCCCGCUGCUGUUGUUGGAGUACUAUCGCGAGAAGGAUGUGGUUGUCCUGGUCACGACAAGUGUGAUCCUGGUCCAGUUCUCGCUGUCUGCCGAUGGCAAGGUCUCCAACGAGUCCAAGCUGAAGCUCUCGUGCGGGCCGAGCCCGGAGAAACUCCAGGGAUGCUGGGCCCGGAGCCUGAGGGAUGCUGCACAUCAGGAUGCGCCAAGCAAGGCAGCUGAUGAUGCCGCCGUGACGGUCGUGACAGACGAUGACCUACAACUUGCGGUGCCUGCAUAUCCAGAUCAUGCGCACGACUGGGAAGAAACGAUUUCUGAAGGGGAUGAGGUUGGGAAGGCCAGGUACUUUCCCGGAAAUCUGGACGAGACGCCGUCCAGAACUGGGUAUCUCACGGAGCGCUCUGACCGGUUCUCCAUGCUGUCCGUUGCAGGCGACGCUGCCAUGCCAGAAUCUUUGCCACUCCUUCUGGUCCUGUUUGCGUCCCUGAUCGCUGCACUCUUGGGAGCUCUUGUUGCCGGUCUCCAUACCAUGAUCAAGUACGUUGGCUGUCCACUUGGCACCAAUGGCUGCAACAGCUUCUCAGGCUAUGAGUAUGCCAAGAAAGGCUUUCUGCUAGUCAAUGCCAUGGAUGGAUACAUUCCAGAAGCUGGAGUCAACGUGCUGAUGGCGAUGACCUGCAUGCUUGCGAUUGGCGUGAUCGUCGAAGUGCUCCCUGAGAAAUCUGGCCUGGGAAAACAGGUACUUGGGGGCGGCACGGUGCAGUCACUUCUAGCAGUUGCAGCCGGCAUCCCCAUAGCCUUCCGAUGUGCCCUGCUACGGGUAGUGAUCACGGCAUUAUACUUCGCUGGUGGAGGCACCAUGGGCGGAGAUGGGCCAACUAUUCAGGUUUGCACAGCAGUCGCUGGUAUGAUCGGAUGGCUGUGCGGAAUUCGGGCGCCACGAACGCAGUCCCUUCUCGCAUCGUUGGGUUUCUGCUGCGGUUUUGCCGCCAGCUUCAAUGCACCGUUAUCCGGGAUCCUGUUCGCCAUGGAGGAGCUCUCACACGUGUCGUCUCGCCUGACGACGCGAGUGAUGUGCAUCAUCCUGGUUGGCUCCAUCAUCUCCACAGCGGUAAUGCGUGGAUUUCUUGAGAACAAAGUCUUGUUCAAAGCAGUUUACCCGGACAACCUGGAAGACAUGGUGGCAGGAGGAUCAAUAGAAACCAUCUUUGGAAAGAGCAUGUGGAUGCUCGUAUCCAUCGCUAUCGGUUUGCUCUGUGCUUUAAUUGGCUAUGUCUUCCACAAGGGUUUCGCAUUGACGCACUGGCUCCUAACCAAGAAGGUCUAUGAGUGCUGCCCCAGAUACCUAGUCUUCAUGACGCUGGGUGGGAUGACCGCUGGCAUUGGAGCUGUCGUCUUCCACCUCACGGGCCUGCGUGGUGUGUGGGGAAUUGGCAUCAAGGAUCUUGGUGAGGUCCUUGUUCAGAACCCAGACAUUGAGGCCACAGAUCUGCUGAUCUUCGCCCUUGGCAAGCUGGCCGCCUUCAUGCUCGGCGUUGCGGCGCGCUUUCCGGGGGACACCUUGGAGCCCGUCCUGAUCGCUGGUGGAUUCAUGGGUGGCUUCGUGGGGAAGAUCCUGCCUGCAUCCAUGCUGGGCCCGGAAGCCAACGCCGCCUGCGAGAUCUUUGGCAUGGUGGGCCUCUUUGCGAGCUGCUUCAGAUUUCCGCUGACCCCGGUGGUGAUCGUGCUCGAGUUGACGGGGACGCGCACCUACAACAUCAUCCUGCCGGUGGCCCUGUCCUCCUUCACUGCCUUGGCAGUCUCAAACCAUCUCUUCCCUCCCAUCCUGGAGCAGAUCCUACACCAGGAUGGCAUCGAUCUGGAAGCGGUCGCUGAGUUGGCAGAAUUCGCCGAUGACGAGGAGCUCAGCAUGCGAGAUUUCGAGGAACGAAGUGAUAGCCACAGCCACAGCUACAGUGAGAAACCGGUCGAGGGCGAAGCUUCCCAGGAUGGAUCUCAUUUCGAGACUAGGAGGACGGAUUCCAUCGAUUCCAAUGGAGCUCCAAGGGGAACUCCAUCGACCUUCCAAGUAUUCAUGGGAAGACUGGAGGAGUCAAUGUUUGACGUGUCUUCUCAUGACCGCACGGACCGUACAAGACGCUUCUCCGUCUCAGAGCCGUUUGCCGGUGGCCGAGGAGGCUCAGCCCACCUUUCUAACGGACACCUGCCGCUCAUGAAGCACCUCUCCACUGGAGGAGGCUAUGGCCGAGGUAUCCGGAGGUUCUCCAUGACCUCCAGUAUGCGGUCCGAGGACGUGCACAUGCUGGACAGGAGAUACUCGCACUCCUCCAACGCAAGCAGCAGGAGACGUCCCAGCCACGGCGGUAGCUCUGUUCAUGGCCACUUUGACCGAAGACAUUCUGGGAGGAGGAAUUCUCACAGAAGGACAUCGGAAAGAGCUCGAAGCCCAUCAGGCCGAAGGCACUCCGGCAGAAGUCCAAACGGUCACGAACACCUUGACGGGGCACGACCAGGCUUGCUGGCAACACCUGGGCCGGUACUGCCCCCUCCCGAUAAGGCGGCUCACGAUAAGGCAGACGCGCAUGUAGAGGAGGAUGAGGCUGGGCCUGGGUUGCUGGCGACUUGCAGCCACGAGAGCAUUGUCAGGUUGUGGAACCUGGCAGACGAUGAGAACUACAUCCUUUCUCUCCAGGGCAUCGAUGAACGGAACAGCCUGAGCGGGGACAAGGUCACGAGUAUUGACUACAACCCCCGGAAGCAGGUGUUGGCUUGUGGCACGCGGGGGGGUCGCAUGGUCCAGUGGCGCUGCUGCACGCUUUCUGGCACGCCCAAGUCCGAGGCCAACUGGCAGGUGCUACCCGUGAUCAGUGCAAGCGACUGUACCAUCGACAAGCUGACCUGGGGUCCUGGAGAAAGCCUCGUGCAUGUCAGGACAGAUCGUAACAGCGUCAUUCUGUCCGAGGCGCAGCUCAACACAGCCUUCCAGGCACCGAUCAUGGCAGUGCAGACAGCCCCAGCAGAGAUCAUGAUCUAUCACACGGAGAAGCAGAUGCAGAUUGGUCUCAGCUCCCCUUUCCGUGUCAAGGGUGUCAGUGUGGGAGGGAGCACGAUUCUGCUCUGGAACAGCAAGCAGAUCAUGCUGUACGACAUCGACGUGACCAUGCAAGCCUCCGUCUUGAGUCAGUUCACGCGCUCCUACGACAUCGUGGCUGCUGUUCUAUUCUGUCAGAGCCAUGAUCGUGUGGUGGCCAUGGCCAGUGGAUCGAAGAUCGAGUUCGCGAACAAGCAAGGCCACGUGCAGAAAACGAUCCAGUUUUCCGAGGAGGUGGAAGGGCUUCCCACUUGCCUGGAUGUGUGUGGCGACUUCCUGGUGGCCUCCACCUCCUUAAACUUCAUCAAAGUCUGGAAGGUUUCCCAGGACAAGCCGAAGCCAGUCGGCGCCCCGAGGAAGUUUGAAGGACUGGAGGAGCGGUCGCUUGGAGAAAUCAGGUCAGUGCGGAUCAACAAGACGGGCACUCGCGUCUCCAUGCUGGUGGACCAGAGGCUUGGUGCCAACGGCCAACCCGCCGAGGGCGGGGCCCUGCGCGUGCCUGAUGGACGGAUGUUUGUGUACGACACAGAGUCCGACAACUUCCUCACGUACAAUGUGGGCAAAAGCUGCGUCCCAGUGGCCCACUUCUGGGACUCUUCCGACGCUCGGCUGCUCUGCUGUGAAGUCGUGCCCCAGGCCCUGGCCUAUGACGGACAGGCCCAGCCUCCAAGCCCCACGGCCGCAGAGAAGGAGGACGAGUCAAAGAACCAGCCGCAGCAUUGCGCGAUGACCUUAUUCGUCGCGAACUCCGAGCAGAUUCUCCUCCAGGACAGCAUUCCUUGUGUCGAUCCAGACAACCACAGCGUAACUCAGAUGCCCGUGGCGCUCAUGGUGCCGCACGUCUACUUUGCUCGGCAAGGGGAGGCAGCUGUCACUGAGGGCGCGGAGGAGCCGUCCUCCUUGAUCAGCCGAACGGUCCUGAGAGAUUUCGCUGGCCUGGAAAAUAUGGAUGAAGAGACCACUGCUGCCCUGCUCAACUUUUCCUACCACCUCGCCUGCGGAAACACGGAUGAGGCAUACAAGAGCGUCAAAGGCGUUCGCUCGACUGGAGUCUGGGAGAGCAUGUCCAAGAUGUGUGUGAAGACAGGCCGCUUGGAUGUGGCCCAGAAGUGCCUGGGACAGAUGGGGCACGCCCGUGCUGCUGGAGCACUGCGUGCCUGCCUGGAGCAGGAGACCGAGGCACGCUUGGCAAUUGUUGCCGUUCACCUGGACAUGGUCGAUGAUGCGGAGCAGUUGUUGAAGAAGUGCGGAAGGUUCGACUUGCUGAAUCAGCUGUACCAGGCGUGUGGCUCGUGGGAGAAGGCCCUGGAAAUUGCGAAGACGAAGGAUCGCAUUCAUCUAAAGCCGACCCACUACGCUUACGCGCAGCACUGUGAGGCGGUGGAGGAUGUGCAAGGAGCACUGACCCACUAUGAGCUCUCUGGUACCUACCGCACCGAGUCCCCGCGCCUGCUCUGCUCCAUGGGCAUGACAGAGGACCUGGGUAGCUAUGUUGAGCAGAGUGACGACUCGCAGCUUCACAGAUGGUAUGCCCAGUACUUGGAGUCAAAGGCGGACUUGGAUGGCGCCUCGCGAGAGUACAAGAAGGCUGGGGACUGGCUCAGCCUGUGCCGCGUCGCAUGCUUCAACGAGGAUCUGGAGAGCGCGCAGAGGAUCUGCGAGGACUCUCAGGAUCAAGCAGCCUGCUACCACCUUGCCAGGCACUUGGAGGCCGGAGGCAACUUCAAGGAGGCCAUCCACUUCUUCCAGAUGGCCGGGCGUGUGGGCCAUGCGCUGCGCCUUGCUCAGGAGAACAACUUCGAUGGAGAUCUCAUGAGCCUUGCACUCUCUGCAGAUCCUCAGAGCAUGGCGCAGGCCGCCAAGUAUUAUGAGCAGCGUGGGCAGCCUCAGAAAGCAGUCAUUCUCUAUCAGAAAGCUGGUCAGCAGAAGAGGGCACUGGAGUUGUGCUUCUCUGCACGGCUCUUCGAUGCUCUGCGCAAGAUUGCAGAUGAUCUCAGUGCAGAGAGUGAUCCUGCGAUACUUGCGAAAUGUGCCGAGUUUUUCAUGCAGCAUGAGCAGCAUGACAAAGCGGUCCACCUGCUGUCCAUCUCAAAGCAGUAUGACAGAGCAGUGCAGCUAUGCACUGAGCACGAUGUCCACAUCACCGAGGACAUGGCGGAGCGGAUGACCCCAGACAAAGGUAGUAUGGACGCCACCUCCAGGUCAGAGAUUUUGCAGGACAUUGGCAAGCUCUGCAAGAAGCAAGGAUCCUUCCAGCUUGCCUGCAAGAAGUUCACCCAGGCCGGAGACAAGCUCAAGGCGAUGAAGAGCCUGCUUAACAGCGGCGAUACAGAGAAGAUCAUCUUCUUCGCUGGCACUGCGCGACAGCCCGACAUCUACGUCUUGGCCGGGAACUACCUGCAGAGCUUGGACUGGCACGCUGAUCCGGACAUCAUGAAGAACAUCAUUCAGUUCUACAGCAAAGCCAAGGCGUACGACAAAUUGGCUUCCUUCUACGAUGCUUGUGCUCAGGUGGAGGUUGACGAGUACAGGGACUAUGAGAAGGCGGGUGGCGCGCUGCGCGAGGCCUUGAAGUACAUGGCCAAGGCAGCUGGCGACACUGCCGAAAGCGACGAGCGAGUGAUCUCGCUGCAGAACCGGAUCGCUCUUGUUGACGAGUUUGCCAAUGUCAGGAAGAUGGCCAAAACUGAGCCAGAUCAAAUGGUUGCCGUCUGCGAAAGGAUGGUGACUCUGCCAGACAUAGACGCUGCAGUCCGGAUCGGCGACAUCUUUGCGCAGCUUGUGGAAUAUUACGUUGAGUUUAACGACUACAAUUCUGCGUACAGGACGGUGGAGCGCAUGAGAGAGCGCGGCAUCGUGCUGACGCCGUACCUGGACAGAGCCCUGCUCGAGCGCAUCUACGGUGCUGUUGGGCAACCGCUUCCAGAGUCGGAAGCAGCUCCAGCCGCACCUGCCGGCGAGGAUGUGGAUGAGGAGAUCGCAGAGGAAGACUAG
Messenger RNA from Symbiodinium natans, 6666 nucleotides. NCBI's taxonomy places the organism in Eukaryota, Dinophyceae, Suessiales, Symbiodiniaceae. The record is from the annotation of a GenBank genome assembly.